Messenger RNA from Erinaceus europaeus (western European hedgehog), 4724 nucleotides. It is a transcript of the gene SVIL, whose product is annotated as supervillin. The coding region runs from base 99 to 4046 and encodes 1315 amino acids. Gene Ontology annotation, cellular component: cytoplasm; actin cytoskeleton. The record is from RefSeq and is a predicted model, not a curated record. The transcript is spliced from 25 exons. Lineage: Eukaryota; Metazoa; Chordata; Mammalia; Eulipotyphla; Erinaceidae. Gene Ontology annotation, molecular function: phosphatidylinositol-4,5-bisphosphate binding; actin filament binding. Gene Ontology annotation, biological process: actin filament severing; actin polymerization or depolymerization; cytoskeleton organization.
CUGCCCUCCUGUGUCCCCAGGUGCAGAGCGGCAAGCUGAUCCCGUUCUCGCCCGCCGUGAGCACCUCAGUGUCCACUGUGGCGUGCAGGGCCUCCCCCAUGUAUGCGGGGGAGUUGCGGCCCAAGCCAGCCGGGGACCCGGCCGACGGGCAGUUUGCUUGGGGCACAGAAAGCCCGGAAGCCCCCGGGAGAGGCGUCCUGAAGCCGCAGGCCCGGCUGCCCUCGGGAGAGGGUGCCCCCAGCAGGGGACUUCAGGACCCCACGGGCGCCGAGAGAGGAGCGUGGGACGGCGACCAGGGUGGCCUCAGGGGCCUCUGGCCGAGGGAAGAGGAGGCGGCCCUGGGCAGGAGCCCUGAGGGAGACAGCCCUGGGGAGCCGGUACCUCUCAGGGCCAGCGUGGACCUGGCUCCCGCCCUGGCGCCCGCUGCCCAGGGGCCCCAGGAAGCGUCCACGGCCCAGAGUGCAGACGCCAGGGACAGGCCGCCCGCGGGAGAGAAGGAGGCUGCAGGGUCCAGAAGGCGCUCUCUGCAAGGCCAAGAGCUCCGGGAGCUGGCGUCUGAGCAGGCAGGCUGGGCCCCGGGGAGCAGUGCUGCUGUGGGCGCAGAGGCCUGGGGGCACCCAGACCCCUCAGAUCCAGUGCCCGAGAAGCCAGCCAAGAGCCUGGGCACCAUGCUCACGGCUGGGGAGACCAGAGUGCCGGCGGUGGAGGGCCCCUUGGACUCCCCCAGUAAGACCAUGUCCAUUAAGGAAAGGCUGGCCCUGCUGAGGAAGAGUGGGGAGGAGGACUGGAAGCACAGACUCCACCGGAAGCAGGAGGCUGGCAAGGCCGCGGGUGUGGGCGGCCUAUGCGCCCCAGAAGUGGAGCAGGCCAAGAAGGAAGAAGGACUUGCAGGUGGUAGUGCCGUGUCUAGUCUGCUCUGGAGGGUGACGGAAAGUCGUGAGAGCCAGAUGACGAUCGAGGAGAGGAAGCAGCUCAUCACCGUGCGAGAGGAGGCCUGGAAGAGCAGGGGCAGAGGGGCGGCCAACGACUCCACACAGUUCACCGUGGCUGGCAGGAUGGUGAAGAAAGGCUUGGCGUCCCCCGCAGCCAUGACCCCCGUGGCGUCCCCUCUCAUCAAGACGAGGGGCACGACUCCGGUCUCCAAGCCGCUGGAAGACAUCGAGGCCAGGCCGGACAUGCAGCUGGAGUCAGACCUGAAGCUGGACCGGCUGGAGACCUUUCUGAAAAGACUGAAUAGCAAAGUGGCCGGGGCACAGGAGACAGUGGUGACGGUCACCAGGCAGUCCGUGAAGGAGGUGAUGCAGCCCGACGACGACGAGACCUUCGCCAGCUUCUACCGCCACAUGGGGGGCCUGGGGCCGCGCAGCCCCGUGGAGCUGGGGGAGGACCUGGACGUCGCCCUCGACCCCAGCGCACCCAAGCUGACGUCCGCGGUGGCCGAGCACAAACGGGCGGUCAGGCCCAGGCGCCGGGUGCAGGCCUCCCGGAACCCCCUGAGGAAGCUGGCGGCCAGGGAGGACCUGCUGCAGGGCUACACGGAGCAGCGGCUGAACCUGGCCUACGUGGAGUCCAAGCGCCUGAGGGUGGAGAAGACGACCUCUGGCUCCAGCUUCUCGGAGGUGACCCUGGCCGGCCUGGCCAGCAAGGAAAACUUCAGCCGCGUGAGUCUGCGCAGCGUGGACCUGACUCAGCAGCACUGCAACAACAGCGCCCUGCCCCACCGGCCCCUCAUGCUGCUGCAGGUCAAAGGGAGGAGACACGUGCAGACGCGCCUGGUGGAGCCCCGGGCGUCCUCCCUCAACAGCGGGGACUGCUUCCUGCUGCUGACACCUCACUGCUGCUUCCUGUGGGUGGGGGAGUUCGCUAACAUCAUCGAGAAGGCCAAGGCCUCGGAGCUGGCCACGCUGAUCCAGACCAAAAGGGAGCUGGGCUGCAGGGCUACCUACGUCCAGACCAUUGAAGAAGGAAUCAAUACCCACACCCACGCGGCCAAGGACUUCUGGAAGCUUCUGGGGGGCCAGGCCAGCUACCAGUCCGCCGGAGACCCCCAGGAGGACGAGCUCUACGAAGCGGCCAUCAUAGAGACCAACUGCACCUACCGCCUGGUGGAGGACAAGCUUGUCCCCGACGAGGACUCCUGGGGCAAGAUUCCCAAGUGCGCACUGCUACGGCCCGGGGAGGUCCUGGUGUUUGACUUUGGCAGCGAGGUGUACGUGUGGCAUGGGAGAGAGGUCACCUUGGCACAGAGGAAAGUGGCCUUCCAGCUGGCUAAGCACCUGUGGAACGGAACCUUUGACUAUGAGAACUGUGACAUCAACCCGUUGGACCCUGGCGAGUGCAACCCACUGAUUCCCAGGAAAGGACAGGGCCGGCCAGACUGGGCAGUGUUCGGAAGACUGACCGAACACAACGAGACAAUUCUGUUCAAAGAGAAGUUUCUGGACUGGACAGAGCUGAAGAGAGCCACGGAGAAGAGCCCCGGGGAGCUGGGCCAGCACAAGGAGGAGCCCCGGGCUGAGGUCAGGACCUGCAAUGUGUCCCUCAUGGUGGCAGCACCCUCGGCUGCUCCACGCAUGGUGCUGGACGGCGUGGACGUGGGCCGGGGUUACGGGCUAGUGGAGGUGGAGGACCGCAGGCACAUGGGCAUCAGCAGCCUGGGUGUGGAAGUGUGGCACAUCCUGGAGUUUGACUACAGCCGGCUGCCCCGCCAGAGCGUCGGCCAGUUCCAUGAGGGGGACGCAUACGUGGUCAAGUGGAAGUUCUUGGUGAGCACCGCAGUGGGCAGCCGGCUGAAAGGCGAGCAUGCAGCCCGGGCGGCAGGAAGGGAGAGGUGCGUCUACUUCUUCUGGCAGGGCCGCCACUCGACCGUGAGUGAGAAAGGGACCUCGGCCCUGAUGACCGUGGAGCUGGACGAGGAGCGGGGGGCCCAGGUCCAGGUUCUACAAGGCAAAGAGCCCCCGUGCUUCCUGCAGUGCUUCCAGGGUGGCAUGGUGGUGCAUGCGGGCAGGCGCGAGGAGGAGGAGGAGAGCGCACAGGGUGAGUGGCGGCUGUACUGUGUGCGUGGGGAGGUGCCCGUGGAGGGCAGCCUGCUGGAAGUGGCCUGUCACUGCAGUAGCCUGCGCUCCCGGGCGGCCAUGCUGCUGCUGCACGUGCUCAGGGCGCAUGCCUACCUGUGGUUCGGCUGCAAGGCCCAGCCCCACACCAGGGCCGUGGGCAGGAUGGCGGCCAGCAGGAUGGUGGAGCAGUGUCCCCUGGAGGCUGGGCUGCACAGCAGCAGCGAGGUGGCCGUGCAGGAGUGUGAGGAGGGCUCCGAGCCCCCGGGCUUCUGGGACGCGCUGGGCCGCAGGGACCGGAAGGCCUAUGACUGCAUGCUGCAAGACCCCGGGAGCUUCAGCUUCACGCCCCGCCUGUUCAUCCUCAGUAGCUCCUCCGGAGACUUCUCUGCCACAGAGUUCACGUACCCCGCGCGGGACCCGUCUGUGGUCGCCUCCAUGCCCUUCCUGCAGGAGGACCUGUACAGCGCCCCGCAGCCAGCGCUGUUCCUGGUGGACAACCACCACGAGGUGUACCUGUGGCAGGGCUGGUGGCCCAAGGACGACGAGAUCCCGGGCUCCGCUUGCAUCCGCUGGGCGUCCGACCGCAAGAGCGCCAUGGAGACCGUGCUGCAGUACUGCCGAGGGAAGCACCUCAAGAAGCCGCCCCCCAAGUCCUACCUUAUCCACGCGGGCCUGGAGCCCCUGACCUUCACCAACAUGUUCCCCAGCUGGGAGCACCGUGAAGACAUCGCAGAGAUCUCAGAAAUGGACAUGGAGGCAUCCAGCCAGAUCACGCUGGUGGAACACGUGUUGGCUAAGCUGUGCCAGACCGUGUACCCACUGGCCAAGCUCCUGGCACGGCCGCUGCCCGAGGGCGUGGACCCCCUGAAGCUGGAGCUGUACCUGAGCGACCAGGACUUCCAGUUGGCGCUGGACAUGACGCGGGCGGAGUACGACGCGCUGCCCCCCUGGAAGCAGGCCGACCUGAAGAAGAGUAAGGGGCUCUUCUGAGCCACAGCUGCCCGCCGGUCACCCCCAGCGGUCACCCACCCCAGCCCGCCACCAUCCACCUCGCCUUGCCCCCACCCGCCCAGCGCGGGCCCAGACUGGCCUCCCCACCGGUGUUUUUAAAGAUCCGUCUUCUCAUGAAUUUCCCGACACCGAGCUCCGAGCUCUGUUGUGUGAACGUGGAGACCGGGGCCGGCUCUGCAGACCCCCACCCACGCCCCCCACCCCAGCCCCACGGCCGUCCCCACCGCCCCCACUCCAUGCCUCUGUUUUGAAGCGAUUCUCUUUACAGAGUGUUAUUUUGAUAGUUUGUGGAUUCUGAAAUAUAUAUAUUUAUAUAAACACCAUAUAAAACAAAUAUUAUUUAACAAGCAAAGCUGUACCAUUCACUGUGGAAACCCUCCCUCCUGGGGUUCCGGGCCAGGAGGAGACGGGGAGCAGCCAGAGAUGCUUGGGGGCCCCGCCCGGCCCGGACGGCGUGUGGUGCUGCCGCUGGCGCCGUGUGAGCAGAGCAGUCGCCCGCCCAGUGCCUUGACUUCCUGUACAGUGUGUGUGAGGGCGUCUCGGAGCUCCGUCCACGGCAGAAACGAGAGCGUCUCCGCAUCUGGUGCCAGCUGUGGAAACACAACAUGGUUUGCACAAAACGUUUCCCAAAUAAAAGCUUUGGAAUCAACACCGUGA